AUGAUCUUGGCGCCUACCCACGAAGAGGAAGUCACCAAACUCAUCGGUUCCGAAAUUGACAGUGUCAAAUCAUUGCCUGUUCGUGUCUAUCAGAUUGGUCGCAAGUUUCGCGAUGAGCCUCGUCCACGAGCUGGACUUCUCCGUACCAAAGAGUUUCUCAUGAAGGAUCUGUAUACCUUUGAUGCCACUGCCGAAGAGGCGACUUCGACAUAUGCUGAUGUUCGACAGGCCUAUCAUAAUAUAUUCCAUCGGAUCUUUAAUUGGUCGCAUCUUCCGUCCCUUCCAGCUCGACCAACGUGGAUUGAGGUGUGUUUGUUUGUAAUACUGACGCAGGCGGCUGCUGAUUCCGGAUCAAUGGGCGGAAGCUUUUCCCACGAAUAUCAUGUCGAGGACAGCGCCGGCGAAGACACCCUCUUUUCCUGCGAUCACUGCUCGUAUGCAUCGAACCAGGAUGCAAUUCGCUUGGCUCGUGUAGGAGACACGUGUGCUUCUUGUGGCGUGGGGCAUCUGCAAGAACAUCGCGCUAUUGAGGUGGGCCAUACCUUUUUAUUGGGAACAAAAUACUCUGCGGCUCUGGGCUAUGGUGUUGUUCCCAGGUCUGUUGGAUCUGGCAGUCAGAAAAAGGAGCCCUUGCAGAUGGGUUGUUAUGGCAUUGGAGUGACGCGCAUCCUUGGCGCUUUGGCACAAACUAGUAUGAAUCUCUUCCAUGCCCUUCAGUCAAGCCAAAACAGCAAGACACGCGCGCGGGAGGGAUUUGUCUGGCCUUCUGGUCUAGCACCAUUUUCAGCCCUAGUCCUUCCGGCAUCACACAAACAGAUGGAGGCUGCACUGAAGCUGUGCUCACAGCUUGCAUCCGGUUUUGAGCAAGGCGACUCAUCUCAAACGAAUAUCCAAGUUCCUCUUAACGAUAUUGCUCUCGACGACCGCGUUGGCCAAUCGCUCGGCUCUCGCUUGUUUGAUGCGGAUCUGCUGGGAUACCCCUAUGUGUAUGUACUCGGAAAACACUUCGACAAGACGGGUCAAGUGGAAAUCCGACAAGUUGGUCAAGAUGUGCAAUAUGCCCCACUAGUGUAG
Molecule: messenger RNA, 1074 nt
Organism: Malassezia sympodialis ATCC 42132
Lineage: Eukaryota; Fungi; Basidiomycota; Malasseziomycetes; Malasseziales; Malasseziaceae
Gene: AIM10
Exons: 2
Coding region: 1-1074 (357 amino acids)
Biological process (GO): prolyl-tRNA aminoacylation
Cellular component (GO): cytoplasm; mitochondrion
Molecular function (GO): proline-tRNA ligase activity; ATP binding
Source: RefSeq, a predicted model, not a curated record